AUGCACCUGCUUGCAACCUACUCUCUGACCUCUUUGGCUUUCUCAUCGCUUAUCGUCUGUGUUGCCUGUGACCCUGGUCCUGCAAACCUCAUUCCCUCCCAACAAGGCGCGAACACUGACGCUGACGACGAGAUCAGUCUUACGGAUGCUUUGAUGCCAAACGAAGAUUACACGGCUCCAGGAAGAUGGUGUCGUAAAUGCUGGGCGCCGAAGCCUGAAAGAACACACCAUUGCUCGAUAUGUGGCCGUUGCGUGCUUAAAAUGGAUCACCAUUGUCCUUGGCUUGGUUCCACAUGUAUCGGUCAUAGAACCUAUCCUGCCUUUGUACACUUUCUUUGUUCUGUCACUCUCCUUGCUACGUAUAUUGCUAUAAUCUCUAUUUCUGCACUCUUGGAUGCUUUUCACAACCCAUUCCUCGUUCAUGAAUUUACCCCUGUCCAUGAACUCAGGCUCGCUUUUGCUGGGAUUGUUUUUUCACUCGUGAUUGGAUCGUUCGCUUGCUACCAUCUAUAUUUAAUUUCGUACCCCCAUUUAUGCUGCUGCGCCAUCUUCCUCCAUUACCGCAGACUGGUCAUUCACUCUCCAAUCCACCGCUUCAGCCCAAACUAG
Laccaria bicolor S238N-H82 is the source of this 609-nucleotide messenger RNA. RefSeq lists its product as uncharacterized. The record is from RefSeq and is a predicted model, not a curated record. The transcript is spliced from 5 exons. Gene Ontology annotation, cellular component: Golgi apparatus; endoplasmic reticulum. The coding region runs from base 1 to 609 and encodes 202 amino acids. Gene Ontology annotation, biological process: protein targeting to membrane; peptidyl-L-cysteine S-palmitoylation. Lineage: Eukaryota; Fungi; Basidiomycota; Agaricomycetes; Agaricales; Hydnangiaceae. Gene Ontology annotation, molecular function: protein-cysteine S-palmitoyltransferase activity.